AAAGAAUUUACUAGAAUUUUAUCAAGUAUAUGUAUCAAUUACUUUAUUAUUUUCAGCAUAUUAGAUAUUACGACUCGGAGUAGUCGGAGUGUUAUAGUAUAGGUUAAGAUAAACAUCUUUAGAAAUUUGAAAUGAUAGCUGAAACGACUUAGUAGAGAGAGAGAGAGAGAGAUUUCAGUCAUGGUAGACUUUUCAGUCAUGGGAUCCAAUCAUGAUCAAACGUUUUUACACGUACUUCGUGAAGAAAAAAACAUCAAUAAUUUUUUGGAUUCUUUUUUUGGAUUUUUACAUAGGUGCACAGACUUUUAUGUCGAAUCGAACUCUGAGCAAAAAUUAGGCUUCCCACCAGGAAUAGCAGAGAAACUUGUAUUAAAUACCAUGUACAAGUGGAGAAAUGCUACAUCUUUACAAAAAACAGGAUUUCCUGUAAUUGAUAAUACAAACAGCAGCAGUAGUAUGUCAAAUCAAUUAAUUCUGACACAAAAUGAGAAUUGUAAACUUAUACCACCAGUGGCGCAGGAAAUUGAAAUUGAUUCAUGUAAUGAAGCCAAUAAUAUUAAACCAUUUUCUGUACAAUCUAAUACAAACCAUAUAUCAGACAGUUACAACGGAGCUAUAAGGGAAAAUUAUACUUGGACCCAGACUCUCAAUGAUUUGGAUGUAAUUAUAAAAAUACCAAAACAUAUAAAAGCAUCCAAAGGUACAAUUAAAGUUGACAUAAGCUCAAAUGAAAUUAAGAUUGAUGGAAAGCCUUCUGUUCCAUCAGCAAAUUCUGAAUGGGAGAACAUUUUCAAUGGCAAAUUUAGUUUUAAAAUUCGAAGAGAAGAAUCUAUAUGGAGCAUUGAAGCUGGGAAACAAAUUAGUAUUCAUCUUGAAAAAGCUAUGGAAAGAUGGUGGGAAGCCUUAAUUGUUGAUGAACCGAAAAUUGACUUAAAUAAGAUUGACUGUUCGAAACAUUUUGACGAUAUGGCACCAGAAGAACAAAUGAAAGUGCAAGAAUUAAUGUGGAAUCAGCAACAGAAAAUCUUAGGCAAACCAACAUCUGAACAAAUUAAGAUGGAGGCUACCUUGAAACAGGCAUGGAAUGCGAAGGGAUCACCUUUUCUGGGUACGCCUUAUGAUCCUUCCAUUUUAAAAUAUAAUUGAUAUAUUUUAAUAUAUUUUCUAAAAUUUUACAAUGUUU
Acromyrmex echinatior (Panamanian leafcutter ant) is the source of this 1183-nucleotide messenger RNA. Its product is annotated as nudC domain-containing protein 3. NCBI's taxonomy places the organism in Eukaryota, Metazoa, Arthropoda, Insecta, Hymenoptera, Formicidae. Gene Ontology annotation, cellular component: cytoplasm. Gene Ontology annotation, biological process: protein folding. The record is from RefSeq and is a predicted model, not a curated record.